Molecule: messenger RNA, 606 nt
Organism: Helobdella robusta
Lineage: Eukaryota; Metazoa; Annelida; Clitellata; Rhynchobdellida; Glossiphoniidae
Exons: 1
Coding region: 1-606 (201 amino acids)
Biological process (GO): defense response
Source: RefSeq, a predicted model, not a curated record
AUGGCCACUCUGAGACGCAUUCUCGCUCUAGUAUGGAACGACUUGACCGCUACUACAGAAGCCACAACAAACGAGAAAUCUUCAUCACCAUCAUCAUCAUCGUCCUCACCCCAAUCAUCGUCAGACAGCCACAGCGGUCAUAAUGGUAGUAGUAGUAACAGCAGUAGUUAUCAUAAAAAGGAUGAAGAGUCAAGUUCACACAGCGGCAGACGACACUCACGUGACUCAGAAGACGAGGACGACUCGAGCGGGCAGCCGUCCAUGUUUAAAUAUUACGUCAUCAGGGGGUCCAUCCUCAUAGUCCUAACCGUACUUACCCUCUACGUAUCUCGCCAGAUGUACGUAUACAAUGGGGAGGUAUUUCCAACUGUAGAGUGCCUAAUUUCACUCUUCAGUCGAUGCAAUUCACUAAUCGUGGAGAGCUGGCUUGCCGGAUUUCUGUGGCAGACGUGUGAUAACUACUGCCAUCUAUGCAGGGGCAGUUCGUUUGGGGUCUGCUCCACAAGUUCCAUCAAGCAGUGCUACGACGACAAGCAUUGGAGCAGGCAGUGUGUCUGUUACGGAUCACAAGGAUUGAGGAAAGGAUAUUGGGAGUGCUGGAGUUGA